Molecule: messenger RNA, 1632 nt
Organism: Rodentolepis nana
Lineage: Eukaryota; Metazoa; Platyhelminthes; Cestoda; Cyclophyllidea; Hymenolepididae
Source: the annotation of a GenBank genome assembly
CAGUGUCCGUUAUGCAUGGAGAGAUUCGACUCCGAUGAUGAGAGGUUCUAUCCUUGUCAGUGUCGCUAUCAAAUAUGUCGGUUUUGUUGGUCCAAAAUCGUAAAUGAGGUUGUCCAAAAUAAUCUUAUCUAUGUUUCUGGAUUACCACAAGAGGAGGAUAAAUGUAAGGAAAAUGCCAAACUCCAGGAACAUUUUUCGAAGUUCGGUAAAGUUAUUAAAAUUGAAGUUAACAAUAAAUCAACCUACCAGGAUGCAAAUGUGAGGGGCAAUUCUACUGUAUGUGCUUACAUUACUUUUGAACGAGUUGAGGACGCUAUGAAGGCUGUUGUUUGUGAACAUAUCAAGUACGAAAAUCGACCAGUGCGCAUGACGUUUGGAACAACAAAGUAUUGCAGUCAGUUCCUCAAAGGAAGCAAAUGUACAAAACCAGAAUGCAUGUAUCUGCAUGCUCUAGGUGACGAGGAGGCAAGUUUUACAAAAGCAGAUAUGGACCAAGGCAAACACCGUGUAUAUAUGGAGAAGAUAGUAACUAAGUUUAAGGAAGAACAUCCGGAGAUUGUGAAUGAUUUGACGACAUUUUCAUCACCGCCUCGUCUAACGAAGAGGCGGUCUCCUAUUCAGCCAGAGUCAUCAUCAAUCGUCCAAAGAGAGGAAUCGCCUACCAUUCAUUCUGUUCCAUCGACCUCCAAAGCUCCUGCUACUGAUACAAAUAUUAGUGGCAAUGAAUCUACCCCCACUCCGAUCACUGACACUACCACCUCUACUAACGUUAGGAAUGUUAGUAAAUCCUCAAGAUCUUCCAUCAGAAGUAAUGAGCAGCAACCAACUGUGCAACCAUUCAGCUUGCUUGCUGAUAAAUUCACUAGUAAAGUGACAUCCUCAACUCAACAACCGACAGCUUCUGUAGAAGACUUGACUCCUACUCCUCAUUCUAUUCCUAAUCUUCCUUCACAACCACCAAUACUUCAUGCUCCAAAAACAACAGACAGAUCUCAAUUCAGCAGUAUUCUAAGCUCGAGUGCUGCUAAUGAUAUCGGUUUUGACCCCUUCAUUGUAUCCAGCCUGGCUUUAGAUUCACUAAUGACAUCUGGACCACAGACGGUUCCUUUUCAAAUGCCACCUUUAAUAUCAAAACCGCAUCAGUCAUCUCACACACAAACACCAUUUAAUCCCUAUUCUGCUCUUCCUCCUCCUCCGGGUUUCGAGAAUUCUCCUAAUCUCCAGCCACAUGGAUAUCCACAACAUCUCAUUGACAAUGCAAUGAAGAAUCGAAAUAGUGCGGAUACCCGACCAGGUGCUAUGAGUCAGUUAAUAAUGGAUCUCGCUCUUCGACUCGUUACUAAUUCAACUGAGGAGCAACUAAGGGAGCAAGUACGUCAACUACUUCAUGCUCAGAGAAUGGCUGAAUUCCAUCGAAUUACGGACCAGAGUAGGCGACAGCGAAUGGCGGAACAACAACAUCUGGAUGAGCUUUCCGUUGUGCUGAGGUAUGCUAUGAAUAUGGGGCAUAGUAAUCCGGCAGAAGCGAAUCUCACUCAGUCAUCAUCGGUCCAACGGCCUGGACCUUCAUCCUCUAGAGCAGCAACCCUUAAUGUGAGUUUAAGCGUGAAUAAUUCGUUCUACUUGCUCUAA